AUGUCUCGAACCGCCUCAGAUACCGACAGCACCACCUUAGCCCAGCUGGGCAAGAAACAAGUCCUCAAGCGACGGUUUGGCUUUUGGUCGCUGUUCGGCUUUGCCGUCUGUGAAUUGAUCACCUGGGAGACAGUCCUGGCUCUGUUCAGCCAGGGCUUCGACAAUGGCGGUCCGGCAGGGUUGGUCUAUGGCUUCAUCAUAGCCUGGUCAUCGACUCUCUCGGUGUACAUGGUCAUCUCCGAGCUCGCCUCUAUGGCCCCAAUCGCCGGAGGCCAGUACUACUGGGUCUACAUGCUCGCCCCACCGGGAUACAAGGUGUUCUGCAGCUACAUCAUUGGCUGGCUGACCUCGCUGGCGUGGAUCGCGACCGUUGCGACCGAGACCAUCUUCGCCGGGACUAUGCUUCAGGGUAUAAUCAUUCUCGAUUACCCAGACUAUAUCGCAAAGGAAUGGCAAGGCACGCUCCUGGCCUGGCUGGUGAUUGCCGUGGCCAUCUUCAUCAACGUCGUCAUCCCCGGCGUUCUUCCUAGAUUCGAGAUCUUCAUCAUCGUCUUCCAUAUCGCCGGUUUCAUCACCAUUCUGACUCUUCUCUGGGUCUACUCUCCUCACAAUUCGGCCUCUUUCGUCUUUACCACCUCUCUCAACGAGGGCGGCUGGCCAACCCAAGGCUUGUCUUAUUGCGUCGGCUUUCUGGGUAACGUCGCGACGUUUGUCGGUGCAGAUGCUUCCGUCCACAUGGCCGAGGAAGUGGCGAACGCAGCCAAAAAUAUUCCACGCGCAAUCUGUUUCAGCAUGAUCAUCAACGGCAUGGUGGGGUUCGUCAUGAUGUUGACUGUUCUGUUUUGUAUUGGUGACGUGGACACUGUUCUAGACACAGCCACUGGCUAUCCGUUUAUCCAGGUCUUCUACGAUAGCGUCCAAUCUGUCGCUGGCGCCACAGUCAUGGUUGCCGUUGUCCUCAUAUUGACAUGGGCUUGCGCGACCGGUAUCAUUACCACCGCCAGCCGGAUGACAUGGUCGUUUGCCCGUGACCGGGGCACGCCCUUCAGCAAAACCAUCAGCUACGUCACGCCGGCGAGCAGAAUCCCCAUCGUCGGUGUCGCCGUGGUCACGGGUUUUGCUGCCCUGCUCACACUGAUCUACAUCGGCUCACCUACUGCGUUCAACGACGUCAUCUCGCUCACAAUCACCGGCUUCUACUGCUCGUAUUUCCUCCCUGCUGCAUUCUUGCUUUACCACCGAGUCAAGGGCCAUGUGCUGCCCCACAAGCAAGACACUCCAGGAGUUCCGCUCGGCGAGGAUGACGCCGACGCUGCCUCGGGUCCGUUCGAGAAACAUGUUACCCCCAAGGACAGCUCGGAACCGAAAGCAUCUCCGCACGCGGACCGGGAUGCGGAUGUCGCCGCCAUCGAACCUCCAGUGGCACGGGACCGCCAGGUCUCCGUCGUCCAGGCGCAGUUGGUCUGGGGCCCGUGGCAUAUUCCGGGAAUUCUGGGCACCAUCAAUAACGCCUAUGCCUGCGUGUACAUGAUAUUCGUCAUUUUCUGGAGCGUAUGGCCGCCCGCGACGCCGGUCGACUACCAGACGAUGAACUACUCGGUCGUCGUGACGGGCGGCGUGGUCAUCUUCAGUAUUGUCUGGUACUAUAUCCGAGGGAGGAAGGAGUACAAAGGACCGUUGAUCGACGACGAGGUCGCGGCUGUGAUGAGACUCGGCAGCGUGGUCCAUGUUUAA
Molecule: messenger RNA, 1734 nt
Organism: Capronia epimyces CBS 606.96
Lineage: Eukaryota; Fungi; Ascomycota; Eurotiomycetes; Chaetothyriales; Herpotrichiellaceae
Exons: 3
Coding region: 1-1734 (577 amino acids)
Biological process (GO): transmembrane transport
Cellular component (GO): membrane
Molecular function (GO): transmembrane transporter activity
Source: RefSeq, a predicted model, not a curated record